AUGUGUGAACGAUAUAUAACUGCUGGUGGUCGUGAUAGUUCAUUGAGAUUAUGGAAAAUUGUUGAAGAAUCAAUCACAGGUUCAAUUGAUUGUGUAGCAUUAAUUAAUGAUGAACAUAUGGUAUCUGGAGCAGAUGAUAGCAACAAUAUUAAUAUAUUGGAUCUGGCAGAUGAAUUAUUAUAUGUUAUUUUCAAUAAAUUAAAUAUGAUGGAUAUGUUUUAUUCAUUAGUAGAUGUGAAUCAACGAUUUAAUCGAUUAGCAUUCGAUUCUCUUUGUAUUCAUCAUCUUAAUUUUGCUAUCAAACAUUUCGAUAUUCAUCAGUAUGCGACAUACAAUGAUAUUCUCGAUAGAAUUUGUUCAAAAAUUUUACCUCGAAUUAAUGAUAAAGUAAAUAAAUUGACUGUUGAUCCACUUUCUAUGGAACAAAUUCUUUGUGCUGUUCAUUAUCCUCAACUACAUUCAUUAUCA
Molecule: messenger RNA, 468 nt
Organism: Rotaria sordida
Lineage: Eukaryota; Metazoa; Rotifera; Eurotatoria; Philodinida; Philodinidae
Source: the annotation of a GenBank genome assembly